AUGGAGCCUGGGGGUGCUGAGCCUGCGGGUGCGGAGCUUGAGGGUGUGGAGCUUGGUGGUGCUGAGCCUGAGUGUGAGGGGUCUGGGGGUGCUGAGCUUGGCGGUACUGACGCUGGAGGUUCUGGAGCUACUGAGGGUGCUGGCGCUGGAGGUUCGGGAGCUGCUGGAGGGCCUAGUACUGGUGGCGCUGGAGCUGGAGGUUCUGGAGCUGCUGAGGGUGCUCGCGCUGGAGGUUCUGGAGCCGCUGGAGGUACUGGUGCUGAGGGUACUGACACCGGAGGUUCUGGAGCCGUUGGGGGUGCGGGCGCUGAGGGUUCUGAGUCUGCUGUUGCGCGGUCUCCUUGGAGUAGCUGCCUUCGUCCACGUGUGCCUCUCACCCCACAGCAGCUGCAGGACUGGUACGGUCGCCGUCAGCGUCGCGCUGCUGGAGCUAGGAGUGGUGCUGGUCCUUUGUCUACUGGAGGUGCUGGAGUCGCUGGUUCUGGAGGUGCUCGUACUGGAGACACUGAGGCUGGAGACCCUGGGACUGGAGGUGCUGGCUCUGGGGGUGCUGCUGCUGGAGAUACUGAGGCUGGAGACCCUGGGACUGGAGGUGCUGGUUCUGGGGGUGCUGCUGCUGGAGACACAGAGGUUGGAGACCCUGGGACUGGAGGUGUCGGCUCUGGGACUGGAGCUUCUGGAGCUGCUGGAGGUACUGGAGCUGCUGGAGGUACUGGAGCUGCUGGAGGCACUGGAGCUGCUGGAGCUGCCGGUCCUGACUGGUAG
Molecule: messenger RNA, 765 nt
Organism: Closterium sp. Yama58-4
Lineage: Eukaryota; Viridiplantae; Streptophyta; Zygnematophyceae; Desmidiales; Closteriaceae
Source: the annotation of a GenBank genome assembly